This is a messenger RNA of Sapajus apella (tufted capuchin), 1127 nucleotides long. RefSeq names its product translation initiation factor IF-2-like. The record is from RefSeq and is a predicted model, not a curated record. The coding region runs from base 597 to 1016 and encodes 139 amino acids. The transcript has a single exon. NCBI's taxonomy places the organism in Eukaryota, Metazoa, Chordata, Mammalia, Primates, Cebidae.
GAAAUGCCACAGGACCCACAAAAGCCAUAAUGCUGGCUGGCCUCAAAAUAUCCUUCCUAUUAAACUAUUUUGAAUGAUUCGUAGGUAUGCCAAAUGCCAAGUUUUCUUGGCCAGCCGGGGAACUUCUUUCUCAUGUCUUUGGAAGAAAUUAUCUUUUACUAGAUGCUCCUGAGAAAAGCGAUUUGCUAAAAGUUUUGGUUAUUUCAAAACAAUAUGUACUCAACUAGGACGUCUCCUCACCCACGUUAAUUUUUUAAAGAGAAGGAAAGUAGAAGAUGAGCACUUCAUGUGAGGCUCUGCCAGCCUACGAGGAAAUGCAAUCCUCCCGGCUCGCCCCAGCGUGGGCUGCGGGCAGAGGACCGUGACGCCUCUGUCUUGCUUUAUUCCACGGCGGGGCAGCAGAGGGCGCGUGGCUCUCAGCGCUCAGUGCGGCGCGCUCCCCGCGCCUGAAGGAUCGUAUCCCUAUUUGCCCCAAGGUCAUAGCUCCUAACCAGCUUGCCAGCCCCAGGCCGGGGACACCAGAGAGGGAGCCCUUCGGGCUGGAGACCCCGGCGCGUGUGGGGGGGGAGGGCUCCGGGGCCGGGAGACAGAUCACAAUGGGGACAGGGGAUGAAAGGCGCCAGGGGCCCGGGUCCCGAGCUGUCCCCGCCGCCGCCAGACUCCGCGCCCGGGAGGGGGAUGGGGUGCGCGUAGACGAUCCGCGGCCCCAGUCGGACGGAGGAGCCCAGGAGCCGCCGCAGCCGCCGCGCGCCGAGAGCGCCAAGCCUCGCUGCCAGCUCAGGACACCGGGGCCGUGCCGCGGGCCGAGGGGAGCCGGGCAGCGGGAAAGGAGCCCCGGAGCCCCGCCGAGCGCCGGCCGAGAGGGCGUUUUCCCCGCCCCCGGAGCCUGGCCCGCCCGGCCCGCCCCGAGCGCGGGGAGAUCACCUCCGCCCGUCACCUCCUCCCCUGUCGCCCAGGUCCACCCGGGCCCCCUCCCCCGGGCCGCCCCCGAGCACGAAGUUGGCGGGAGCCUAUAAAAGCCGGUGCCGGCGCGACCCGCGGACACACAGUGCAGGCGCCCGAGCCGCCGCCGCCGCCGCUAGACCGUUGCCGAUUCCUGCCCUGCCCCGACCGCCGGCGCGACCAUG